AUCCAUUCUGACUCCAUGAGCCGGGUACGUGAAGAAAGCAACAAGCAACAAGCUAAGGUCGGUGAUCAUCCGAGCUAAUAAUCAGCAGAUCGAUCUCGCCGAACACACAAACAAGCACGAUGAGGCCGCAGGUGCUGUUCGUCACACUGGCUGCCCUCGCCGUGCUCGCCGCUCUGCCACUCGGCGGCAAAGGGCACGGGGAGGAGGAAGGAGGAGGAGCGGCGGCGGUCGGCAGCAGGGUCGUCGGCGCGAGCGUGAGCUCGUGGUGCUGCGACGAGUGCGGCGACUGCUUGCCGAUGAGCCGGGUGUGCCAGUGCAAGGACAAGUCGCGGUUCGGGUGCCACUCGUUCUGCGUGGUCUGCCUGCCCGUCCCCGGCGACGACGGCGAGUUCACGGGCUUCCAGUGCAUGGACUACAGGUUCGGCAUCUGCCAGCGCAACUGCACCACCCCCGCUGCCGCUGCAUGAUCGAGAUGCAGAUCGACGUGAAAUAAGUAGUAGGGAUCGAUGCCUGCUCGUCGUCUCUCUCAGCUAGUACGUACUACUAUACUGCAUCGUGCUUGCUGUUUCUGGAAUAAGGAGCGAGCAUAGAUGUAUGCUCAAAGCUCUCUGUGUGGUGUUGUCUCGGCUAGCUACGUGCUGAGACAACAAUGUAAACAUGUAGUGUCAACCCCUGCUUGGCGUUUUGCUAGCAUCUCCAGAUCGAUGCAAAGAUGACGGAGAUGUAGUGCUUAUUACACCAGCAGCUUUAUUGCGCCUUUUGUUUAGUUCCCUUCCCUCUGCACCGUAUGCAGAGAACGAAGAAAUAAAGCUGGCGAUGCGGCCAUGUAAUGCUUGCUCGUCGUUUCCAAUA
This is a messenger RNA of Panicum virgatum (switchgrass), 852 nucleotides long. RefSeq lists its product as uncharacterized. The record is from RefSeq and is a predicted model, not a curated record. Gene Ontology annotation, molecular function: serine-type endopeptidase inhibitor activity. Gene Ontology annotation, cellular component: extracellular region. Lineage: Eukaryota; Viridiplantae; Streptophyta; Magnoliopsida; Poales; Poaceae. The coding region runs from base 120 to 467 and encodes 115 amino acids. The transcript has 2 exons.